AACCUGAAAGAAUACGAGGUCAUCCUGCAAAGGGCUGCCCUUUACCGUUUGUCUCAUGAAGAAGUGAAAACAUUGUGUGUUUGUGCUCGACAUUGCUAUAGUAUGGGCAAGUACUGGAGGCCUCCAAAGCUGUGUCAGUAUCCAGGGCACAAAGGACCACCCACCAGCGUCAAAAGUCGUGACGUGAUCAACAAUGCCAUGGCCAAGGAGGUGUUUCAGUUGUUUGAUAUAUCUGUGCCGAUAGCCUCACGUAAGAAUUAAACACACAACUUUUGGAGAAUUUCUUUGUCAUAAACAUUUUCUUAUUUUACAGUGCUUCUCUUAUAUGGUAUUUUUUAUUACUUUUUUCUUGUCUUUCCGUUAGCUAUAUGUUCACCCUGUCGUAAAAAACAUAACGCAGAUACGAAUUCUACAUUGUUUGCUCCUGAAGAGGAAUGUACAAAAACACAUGCUCCCUAA
Pocillopora meandrina is the source of this 459-nucleotide messenger RNA. Lineage: Eukaryota; Metazoa; Cnidaria; Anthozoa; Scleractinia; Pocilloporidae. The record is from the annotation of a GenBank genome assembly.